GCAAACAAAUCAAACGUAUCAAAAUGGCAGCUAAGUUCGUAGUGCUCGCUAUGCUAGUGGCUGCCGCUUCGGCCAGCGGCAACAGCUACACGUACUCGUACGGCGUGGCGGACCCGCACACCGGCGACGUGAAGGGCCAGCACGAGACCCGUGUCGGCGACAGCGUCGUGGGCCAAUACUCGCUGCUCGACUCCGACGGCACAAAGCGCACCGUUGACUACGCCGCUGGACCCCACACCGGCUUUAACGCUGUCGUUCGCAAGGACCCCGCCUUAGUUGCCGCUCCAGUCGUCGCACACGCUGCUCCUUUGGCCGUCGCCCAUGCCGCUCCACUGGCCCAUGCCGCCUACGCUGCUCCCCUGGCCCAUGCCGCCUACGCCGCUCCUCUGGUUCAUACCGCAUACGCCACUCCUCUGGCCCAUACCGCCUAUGCCGCUCCUCUGGCUCAUGGUGCUGUUGCCUAUGGCGCUCGAGGACUCGGCUAUAGCGCCCAUGGUCUGGGCUACGCAGGCCAUGGCCUUGGUCUCGGCUAUGGCGCUCACGGUCUCGGUUAUGCGGCUGCUUGGUGAAAAACGUGUUAAAACAAUUUAGAAAUAAAAAUCGAACUGUGAUUCAAAUAUAUGGAAUAAAAAUAUUUUAUAA
Messenger RNA from Hyposmocoma kahamanoa, 642 nucleotides. Its product is annotated as larval/pupal rigid cuticle protein 66-like. NCBI's taxonomy places the organism in Eukaryota, Metazoa, Arthropoda, Insecta, Lepidoptera, Cosmopterigidae. Gene Ontology annotation, cellular component: extracellular matrix. The transcript has 2 exons. The record is from RefSeq and is a predicted model, not a curated record. Bases 24 to 569 code for a protein of 181 amino acids.